AUGUCUUCGUCGCUUCUGCACCCGCCGAGCCACCUGCCUCCCACCACCGCGUUACAGCUCUCCCAGCAGGCGCCCAAGAUCAUCAAGGAAGCCCCGGGAGCAAUUUCCACCUCGGCAUUGCAGUCCUUGUUCGCAGCCUCCGAGACCCCCGAGCUGUGGACCGUCUACGAGAACUUGCUGCUAUCAUGUCUACGGACCGGCGACGACGAAUCCGCACACCAAUGCCUCGGGCGGCUGAUCAACCGCUUUGGCGACGACAACGAGCGCAUUAUGGCCCUGAUAGGUCUCCUCAAAGAGGCAGACGCACCGGACAAUGCCACUCUGGAGGUUGUGCUCAAGGAGUAUGAAACAAUACUGAGCAAGGAUCCUACCAAUACGCCUAUUGCCAAGCGCCGCGUUGCCUUGCUUCGAUCUCUCGGCAGAGUCUCCGAUGCCGUAGUCGCCUUGAUAGCUCUUCUAGACUUCUCUCCUACUGACGGCGAGGCCUGGGCCGAGCUCUCGGAUAUGUACUUCUCCCAGGGACUCUACUCUCAGGCUAUCUUCGCCCUCGAGGAGGUACUCGUCUUGCAACCGAACGCGUGGAAUAUUCAUGCUAGGUUGGGUGAGCUGCUUUUGAUGGCAGCCAAGGGGUCGCCGAGCCCUGACGCGUCGCGGCAACUAAGCGAAGCCCUCAAACGCUUCAGCCGGAGUGUUGAGCUUUGUGACGACUACCUGCGCGGAUACUAUGGACUUAAACUGAUAACAACGCAUCUUCUGAGUAGCCCGCAGAGCAAGAGUAAACAAUCAGAUAAUGACAAUCUGGCCCUACCUGAUACUACUACACUACGCCAGCUUGAUGAGCUUGCGACUGCAAAGCUUGGAGAGAUCACCCGCAGGUUCUCUGCUGGAGAGAAAGGCUGGCAAGGUUACGAUGAGACCGAGAUCACGGCGGCAAAGACACUCAUUGAGAAGGGCUCGAGCGUGACGAUUCGCUGA
Neoarthrinium moseri is the source of this 975-nucleotide messenger RNA. RefSeq lists its product as uncharacterized. Gene Ontology annotation, molecular function: protein binding. Gene Ontology annotation, cellular component: EMC complex. Gene Ontology annotation, biological process: protein folding in endoplasmic reticulum. The record is from RefSeq and is a predicted model, not a curated record. Bases 1 to 975 code for a protein of 324 amino acids. NCBI's taxonomy places the organism in Eukaryota, Fungi, Ascomycota, Sordariomycetes, Amphisphaeriales, Apiosporaceae. The transcript is spliced from 4 exons.